Messenger RNA from Nycticebus coucang (slow loris), 5283 nucleotides. RefSeq names its product SWT1 RNA endoribonuclease homolog (gene SWT1). Bases 182 to 2977 code for a protein of 931 amino acids. The transcript is spliced from 19 exons. Lineage: Eukaryota; Metazoa; Chordata; Mammalia; Primates; Lorisidae. The record is from RefSeq and is a predicted model, not a curated record. Gene Ontology annotation, cellular component: nucleus.
GGUUCAGGGGGCCCUUACACGUGGCCUAGUUCUCUGGAAUCGCCACCUUAGUGGGCGCUGAUGAGGUAGCGACUGGGCGGGGGCCGGUGCUCGCUUUCCUCCCGCCCCGAAUACCCAAACAGGCGACCGGCCCGCCAGAUUAGAGGCUCGGGAGUCACUCGAGCCUGAGCGGCGCGACUGUAUGAGCGGAUCCGGGUCGAGCCGGCUCGGUGGCGGGUGUGGUUUUGGCCAGGACUGUCUCCGUGGUUGCCCCUCGCCCAGCCUCUUCAAGAUGUUCUGCAAAGAAUCUUGUGGGAAGAAAGAGAAGUCUCCGAGAAAAGGCACCACUUCAUCACCCUACUUUGGUGAAAAAGACAAGAAAGAGAAAAAGACCUCAGCAAGUUCUGCUAGUUCAGCUCUAAGAUCAGUUCCAUCAGAGAAGAGAAAACUGAAUUCAGAUCAUACAGAUAUUCUGUACUAUCGAACAAAUAGGAGACAAGAAUUGAAAAGAUUGAAUGUUGAAAUUGAUGCUCUCAAAAAGAGACCAAAAAUCAGUUCUUCAUCCCAAGGAUCUGUUAAAUUCCAAGAAACAUCAUAUUCAAAUGAUAAUCAAAUUAUUUCAAAGAGUCCUUCUUCAAAUGGAAAUAAAAAAGAUACAAGUAAAUGUAUAGAUUUUAAACUUAAAGAUAUCAAGUUCACAAAUGUUAGGAGUAAGUUUGACCAUGGAAUUAAAAACCUUAGCAGUCCUAUGAUUGCUAGUGAUGUGAAACCUCAAGCUGAAGGCCAGGCAGAUGAAAAGAAAUGGAUGCAUUUACGUGCUCAGAGGGAGAAGAUGAAAGAACUGAAGAAAGAAAGGAACCGUAGAUUUAGAGACAGUUCUGAAAAAUAUGUCUUGGAGAAAUGCAAGAAAAAUCAAGUUUCUCAGGAUUAUAAUUCCAACAAGAUAAUUAAGGAACACCUCGAAUCUAGAAGGAAGGUUAGUGCCAAAAUCCCAGUGAAAUCCCGUGAUUCCCUCCAGAAGCCUGUAGAAGAAAAUGUCUUCAAUUUAGAUUUUAACAAGUUAGAGACUAAGCAGGAAAAAAAAGAGCACCUGGAAAGUUCUGAGGUUUCAUUAAAUUUGUCUAGGCACAAAAUGGAACAUUUAUUUUCAGAUUCCAUGUAUAAGUGGACUCAUAAGUGGAAAGGAAAAUAUUGUGAGCAUCAAGGAAGUAAUGAUUCAAAUUGUAGUGAAAACCUAACCCAGAGUUUUGAAGCACCAUGUUCUUCAGGGUCAUCUGAAAAUAUUCAAGAUACAGAUCAAGAGAUGCAGAUAGUAGAAGAGCUUCAUGCUGCACGUGUGGGAAAAUCUUUGGAUUUACCUUUGGUUCCUCCUUCUGGAGAGUUAAUGAGUAUGGAAAUUGAUUUGGUGGAAGAUGAUGUACAUUCUUCUGCUGGAAAUACUCCUUUAGACAAAAAGCUUCUAAUUGUUAUUGACACAAAUAUUCUCAUGAAUCAUCUCAAAUUUGUUAGAGUUUUGAAGACAACAGAAAUGCCAGGAUUCGACAAACUUGUAUUAAUAAUUCCCUGGGUUGUUAUGCAAGAGCUAGAUCGUAUGAAGGCAGGAAAACUAUUAAAACAUGCCCAGCACAAGGCUAUACCUGCAGUUCAUUUUAUCAAUGACAGUCUCAAAAAUCAAGAUAGAAAGCUAUGGGGUCAGUCAAUUCAACUUGCAUCUCAAAAACUUUAUGGAUUGAGUGAUGAAAACAAUGAUGACCGAGUAUUAAAAUGCUGUCUUCAGCACCAAGAAUUAUUCCCUUGUUCUCUUGUUAUUCUGUGCACGGAUGAUAGAAAUUUGAGAAACAAAGGCCUAAUAAGUGGUGUGAAGUCACUCAGUAAAGAAGAAUUGAGUGCAGAGUUGUUAAACUUAUCUCUGAAUACAGACGCAUGUCAUCAGCUUUGUAUUUCUAAGCAACAGGUGAAAGCAGAAGCAACACUCUUGGAAGAGAGCUAUGAGAAAGAAUCUACAAAUUCUGGAUUGUCUAUUCUGCUUGAAAGCAUCGUUUCUGAUCUUGAAAAAUCUCUUGGAACAGCUUUAUCUUCAAUAUUAGAAACAGAAAUGAAAAUGGCUUUUGGGAACCUCUGGAUGGAGAUGCUGUACUUGAAACCACCAUGGACUCUAAUACAUUUAUUACAGUGCUUUAAAAAACAUUGGUUAGCUGUAUUUGGAUUAGUUAUGGAAAAGAACUUGCUUUUAACUGUUGAAAGCUUAUAUGAAAAUCUCCAUAAAGCUAAUAAUACAGUGGAUUUUACAACAGUAAAAUUCCUGCUACAGGAUUCUAAAAGUUUGUUACAUGCUUUCAGUAGAAGGUCAAAUUAUGAUGGUAUUCUUCCACAGGCUUUUGCUCAAGUUAACAAACUGCUCCAAACAUUUGCAAAGGUCAAGACAAAACCUAAGCCAAAUUCUUCAGAAAAUACAGUGAGUGAAAAUCAGGAAGAUACUUCUUCAGUGAAGUCUCAUAACCAAGAAAUGGCUGUUUUCUCAGAUUCUCAUCUUCCCCAGCCCAACAGACACCAAGAAAUCUGGUCUAUCCUAGAAAAUGUUUGGAUUACAAUAUAUCAGAACAGCAUGGAUGUGUUUGAAAGAUUGGGCUCAAAUUCAGCUCAGACUACUUCAAAAAUAGCAUCAUUUGAAGAAGCUUUUAUUUACCUUCAAAAGUUAAUGGCAGCUGUGAAGGAUAUCCUUGAAGGAAUUCAGAGAAUUUUGGCCCCUAACAGUAAUUUUCAAGAUGUUGAGACCCUCUAUAACUUCCUAAUCAAGUAUGAGGUAAAUAAAAAUGUCACAUUUACUGCCCAGGAACUUUAUGAUUGUGUUUCUCAAACUGAGUAUCGGGAAAAGUUAACCAUCGGAUGCUGCCAGCUGGUUGAGAUGGACUAUACCAUGCAGCAGUGCAAAGCCUCUGUCUACAUGGAGGCCACAAAGAGGGGAUGGUGUGAAGACAUGCUCAGCUACAGGACAUAAGUGCUGCUUUGUAACUUAAAAGGAAUUGUCUUCAAGAAUAACAGAGUAACUUACAACCUGGUCACUUUUUUGAGGCAAACCUAAGAGAACUGUAAAAAAUGUUUCAUAAGUACAAAAGGAGGAUGGCCUAUUACUGACCAUCUCAAUGAAGCUAAAAAUUAGCCUGAUGCAUCCAUUGUGCAAUAAACUGUGGACUCGCCUCUUCUGGAGUUGACAAUACUUCCCUACCCCACUCCUGAUACCCAGCCAGUAUCUCUAAGGAAAGGAAAGCUAUUGUUUUAAGUCUUCCUAGGGCAGGAGCCACUGUGGCAUCCGAGGAAGGCCUAUGGCAUAGUAUCAGCAUUUCUUUCAACCCUAAAUGUGGGUUUGUGACUAGGGACAUUGCCAAACUGUAAAAAAGAAUUAGGACAUGACUAUGCUCACCACAUUUCAUAAAUGAAAUCUUCCUGUUUUAUGAUCAAACUGAUGUAUGUAGAACUGGAGAAAAUAAUACCCACCAUCAUCACCUCCUUCAAGAUAAGGAAAGAAUUUUACUUUAGCUCCUACUUCCUAUACAGCCUCUUCUGUUUUUCUCUGGGUUUGGCACUUUUCAUUGUAUUUUUAAUCGGAAAGAGCAGGAUCACCUCUUUGCCUAAUUUCUCUUUAAAUGUGAAGCAGCACGGAUUUAUGGAAUUAGGUGGCAGAUGAAUAAUGUCUGCCACUGACUAAAACCAAGAGUUUAAUUGACUUAUUUCUUAGUUACCCAGUAAGUUGGAGGUCCUUGUUUACUGGCAUGUAUUAUGCUUUUGUUAAUACAUAAGAGUAAAUCCAAUUUGGUACUCUAUUAUGUUUUUUUAAAGCAAUAAAUAACUUUUAAUUAAGAUUUCACUUUUCAUUUUACUUCCACAUUAUGUUUCUAAAGUGCAUAUAGGGUAUGAUUAUAAACGUCACCUUCACCAAUAAAAGAGAACUUGUUAGGAUGUUCACUAGUAACUAGUUGGUACAGGACACUUACUGUUUGCCAGAUUAGAAACUAUGUCACUGACUGCCUGGGUGGGGCUUAAAAGUGCCCUCUGAGAUGUGAGCCUCUGGGUAAACGGAGAAGCUUCCAGAGAGCGUCCGUGCUCUCUACUACUUUCCUUUCCUUCCUUCAGGAGCCAAAAAUGCGUUCAUAACUGCAACCACCACCAGACCACGAACAAAAGGCCUUUUUUCAAUUCUUUAUCUCUCAAUUUCUAGUUGUUGGGUUUUUGUUUUGCUCUGCUCUGGCUUGCUUACCUCUGCCUCCUUUUGUUAUCUUUGUAAUUUUUGUAAAAUUUAUUUCUAUCACCUGCAGUUCACAUAUUUUAUUCUUUCAUAAAUGUGGGUUUUAAUUGUAUCUUAAGUCUAUAUGUCCUCUACUUUGUACAUUAUUUUACUUGAAGCUUAAAAACUUGUAAAAAUUUUUAUUGAGACAUGAAGAUGUUCUUUUCUUUCUACUUUUUUUGGUUUAAAAACAUUAUUUAAAUGUUUUUAUAUUAGCCUCUAUUUCUUUCACUUGAAAUGUCAGAGCUUUUUUUCCUUUUCCCUUUUUUGUCUUCUUUUCUGAUCUUUUAUACUUGUUUUCCUAAUUGUCCACUGCAGGGGUUGAGAGUUGCCUUACAUUAUUAGCCUUCUCCAACUUAUUUCCAAAACAUGGUAGUCCUUUUCCCUCUUGGGAGGACCAGGGAGUAUCCACUGGUUUGGAGAGUCUCUAGCUCUUCCCACAUUACAGGCAAGGAAAAGCUGGCUAAAGAAUUGAGGUCUGUUGUGCCCCCAGGGUUUCUUGUUAGGACCUGCAGUGGGCAAUUAUGACUGUACAGAUUAGAACUUCACAGAUGGGUUAAAUUCACUCUUACAUUAUGGGUCUUUGCCUGUCACAUGAAGGAUCUGAAAUUCUAGUCCUUGAUACUUCAAACAUUUUAAGGGAGAACAAAAUUUCUUUCAGGGUCCAUCUAGGUUUAUUUAAGUGGUAUCUUGGUCACCUUUCCAAACCCAAGUCAUGUUCACAUUCCUAACUUAGGGCAACUCCCUAGCUCCCUGGCAUAUGGGUUGGGAUUAAUUUCUCUCAUUCCUCAAAGGGAAUAUACCUCUACUGAAUCAUUGCAUGCACUUCGACCUGGGGAUGUGAUGCUGCCCAUGCCCCUUUUCUGAUUUAGAGAUUAGACAGGCCAGUCCUAUUUGACACUUCUGGCUAUUUUGCUAAUAAAACCUCCAGUGAAGGCAGGAGCUCCUUGAAGGUAGGAACUAUACUAUCUCUAGGGUCUAACUCGUAGUUGGGUCAGUUAGUAUUUUGAUGAAUUGUCCUA